Vidua macroura (Pin-tailed whydah) is the source of this 1152-nucleotide messenger RNA. RefSeq names its product olfactory receptor 14J1-like. Gene Ontology annotation, cellular component: membrane. Gene Ontology annotation, molecular function: olfactory receptor activity; G protein-coupled receptor activity. The record is from RefSeq and is a predicted model, not a curated record. Gene Ontology annotation, biological process: G protein-coupled receptor signaling pathway. The transcript has a single exon. NCBI's taxonomy places the organism in Eukaryota, Metazoa, Chordata, Aves, Passeriformes, Viduidae. Bases 70 to 1002 code for a protein of 310 amino acids.
ACAGGUAUCUCCUCUAACUCGUCACUGUCCUUUUCUCCAUGAACAGGUGCCCAUGUGCAGCCACAGCCAAUGUCCAACAGCAGCUCCAUCAGCCACUUCCUCCUGCUGGCACUGGCAGAGACGCGGCAGCUGCAGCUCCUGCACUUCUGCCUCUUGCUGGGCAUCUCCCUGGCUGCCCUCCUGGGCAACGGCCUCAUCAUCAGCGCCGUAGCCUGCGGCCACCACCUGCACACGCCCAUGUUCUUCUUCCUGCUCAACCUGGCCCUCAGCGACCUGGGCUCCAUCUGCACCACUGUCCCCAAAGCCAUGCACAAUUCCCUCUGGGACACCAGCACCAUCUCCUACACUGGAUGUGCUGCACAGCUCUUUUUUUUUGUCUUUUUCAUCUCAGCAGGGUUUUAUCUCCUGACCAUCAUGUGCUACGACCGCUACGUGUCCAUCUGCAAACCCCUGCACUACGGGACCCUCCUGGGCAGCAGAGCUUGUGCCCACAUGGCAGCAGCUGCCUGGGCCACUGCCUUUCUCUAUUCACUGCUGCACACAGCCAAUACAUUUUCCCUGCCCCUGUGCCAUGGCAAUGCCCUGGGCCAGUUCUUCUGUGAAAUCCCACAGAUCCUCAAGCUCUCCUGCUCCAAAUCCCACCUCAGGGAACUUGGGCUCAUUGCUGUUAGUGCCAGUUUGGUAUUUGGUUGUUUUGUGUUCAUUGUUUUCUCCUAUGUGCAGAUUUUCAGGGCCGUGCUGAGGAUCCCCUCUGAGCAGGGACGGCACAAAGCCUUUUCCACCUGCCUCCCUCACCUGGCCGUGGUCUCUCUGUUUGUCAGCACUGCUGUGUUUGCCUACCUGAAACCCCCCUCCAUGUCCUCCCCAUCCCUGGAUCUGGCAGUGUCAGUUCUGUACUCGGUGGUGCCUCCAGCCCUGAACCCCCUCAUCUACAGCCUGAGGAACCAGGAGCUCAAGGCUGCAGUGAGGAGACUGAUGACUGGAUGGUUUCAGAAACAUUAAACUGCUGGCAAAUUUCUGCCAAUCACUUACAAUAAAAUUCACCUUUGAUAUUUCUUCUUAGUUUGGUUGUGGAUUUUUUCCUUUGUUCUAGAUUUCUCAUAUUGUUCACAAUAAAUGUCACUGUGCCAUUUCUCAUUUUGUUUGUCUCCA